AUGACACGCUUCUUUUAUGUAUCGGCAUUGUUGAUAAAGAUAUAUCAAGAAGAAGCUGCAGCUGGAACCAUGACACGCUUCUUUUUCUUCUUAUAUAAGCAAAAGAGAGCAAUAGCAAAUGCUAAGAAGAAAAGACCCCCAAUUGAUACACCUACAGCAAUAAUUGUUGAGUGUUUUCCACCUCCCCCUGAUGGCGGGGCAACAUCAAUACUAGUACUUGAUGGUGGAGGAGGAAAAGUACUUGAAGGAAAAGUUGGUGUGGGAAGUGGUGUUAAUGCUGAAGGAGAUGGACUUAAAGGUGGUGUUCCUGGUGAAGAAGUUGGAGAUUGCAAGUCACUUGAUGGUAAAGACGUUGGUGAGGGUGGAAUCUUGGAAUUGUUUGGUGGUGAACUUGGACUUUGUGGGGGUGAAAUAGGACUUUUGGAAGUAUUUGGUGGUGAACUCGGAGUUUGUGGUGGUGGAGGAGGACUUGGUGGAGAAGAUGUUGGUGUUUUUGUUUGGUUGAUAGGACCAGGAGGAGGAGGAGCAUUGGCUAAUCUAGGAUUUGAACUUGAUGAAGGAGGCGGAGGAAAUAGUUGUGGUGGCAAUGUUGGUGGUGAGAGUGGGAUAUUCCCACCACUUUGA
Molecule: messenger RNA, 624 nt
Organism: Solanum dulcamara
Lineage: Eukaryota; Viridiplantae; Streptophyta; Magnoliopsida; Solanales; Solanaceae
Exons: 2
Coding region: 1-624 (207 amino acids)
Source: RefSeq, a predicted model, not a curated record